This is a messenger RNA of Papaver somniferum (opium poppy), 3002 nucleotides long. RefSeq names its product putative disease resistance protein RGA3. Bases 524 to 1834 code for a protein of 436 amino acids. Gene Ontology annotation, molecular function: ADP binding. The transcript is spliced from 2 exons. NCBI's taxonomy places the organism in Eukaryota, Viridiplantae, Streptophyta, Magnoliopsida, Ranunculales, Papaveraceae. The record is from RefSeq and is a predicted model, not a curated record. Gene Ontology annotation, biological process: defense response to other organism.
UUUAGAAAUUGUAAGUAAAAUUAAACAUUGCAGUGGAAAGUAAUAUACUAUUAACCAAAAGAUCAGCAACAAACAAACAAAAACUCCAUCUAUUUUUGCAUCAAUCAAACAGUACAGCUUCCACAUAAUUAAUCGAUCCUUACUUCUGUUUACUGAAAUCGGAAGAUCUAUAAUUGUUUCUGAUGAGUCAACCGGCGACCGCUUAGUCGCUUCCGGAACAAAAGUCAACUGUAGUUCUUAACUAUGGGGAUAAACGAAUUGAAGUGAGAGGCAGGAGAAGGUGAAUUGGAUCAAGGGGUCACCAGCUCGGUGUUUCCCUUGUCUGGUUUCACCUAACUUCCUGGCCAGAUUGGGGUUUAAGGUGGGCAAGUCAGAGGAAAUGGCUCGGAGGCUAGAGAGCACAUCAAAGGAAGAACUAAACCAUGUUCCUGCAGCACAACAACAGCAACAGCAACAGCAACAAUUGAGCUCUGGGGUAGAUGGAUGAAAAAUACGAGGUCGUGGUAAGGAUAAAUCUAACUUAAUGCUUAUGUUGGGUUGUCAAGAAGAUAUGGUUAUUCCUAAUAGAGUUGCGAGUGGUAGUACCGUCCCUGUCAUUCUAGCAGGGGCGACUGGCAUCGGCAAAAGCACUCUUGUCCAGACAUUAUUACAAGACCAGAAUGUAUGGAAACAUUUUGGCAAUCAUAUUUACUGGGUCUCUGUAAGGGGUCAGAUUGAUGACAAGAAGAGGCUCUCCAGUGCAAUUAUCCAAGCAAUUCGGAAACCAGUCCCUCCAUAUUAUGAGUGGGAGCCUCUGCGUAUGCAUUUAGAAAACUGCAUCAAGGGAAAAAAGUUUCUGCUUAUUCUUGAUGAUGUGUGUGGUGUUGCCAAGGUGACAUGGGAUGAAGAACUGAAGCUUUGCCUUGGUGCUGGCGCACCAGGAAGUAGAAUUCUGGUUACUACCCAAGAAACAGAUCUGGCAGAUAAGAUGGGUUCUUCCAGUGAAGGUACUCUUCAUUUAGGCCAAUUAUCAGAUGAGGAUUCUUGGUUAUUGCUUUCUGAUAUAGCCCUCCCAGGAAGAACAAAAGAGGAAAGUAGAGACUUGGAAACUAUUGGCAGGGAGCUUGCAAGAGGAUGCCAAGGCGUACCUUUUGUUAUAAAAACUUUAGGGUACUUCUUGCACGACAAAAAAACUAUACAAGACUGGAAGAAUGCCCUUGAAAGUGGUAACUGGGCGUGGAAUUCUGUAGAAGAAAAAUUUAUACCACCACCUGUGCUCAUCAGUAGUGACGCUUCCACUGUCAACUUAAGAGGAUGCUUCAAAUUCUGUGCUUGCCUACCAAAUGAUUAUGAGAUAGACAAACAUGUUCUUAUCAAACUGUGGAUGGCGCAAGGCUUUCUUGAUCGAAAGCUAGGUGACCAGAUGGAGAUGGAGAUGAAAGGUGAAGAGUAUUUCAACAUUUUAGUGAUGUUCUCUUUCUUGCAAGGUUAUGAACGAGGUGGUGUUGAUGAUCAAAAGAUAAUUCGUUACAAGUUUUACCGUCCCCUGCAUGCUCUUGCUCAAUCUCAGGCCGGAAAUGAGAGUUGUUACAUGGAAAAUGGAACAAGUUUCUGUUCAACGAUGCUCAAAUGUACUAGUAAAUGCAGUAGUAAGACGCGCCACUCAACUCUAAUAUUGGGAGAUGACGUUGUGGAUUCCGUUUCUCCUAUCUUAGACCAAGCAAAGAAGCUACAAGCGCUAAAGUUCAUCAAGUCAAGCAGAUGGAACCCACUUAGGAUCCCGCCAGGUGCAUUCCAUCAGUUCAGACAUCUAAGGGCGUUAGAUAUGAGCUACAUUGGGCUUCCUGAUUUAUAACCUGAGAUAGAGAAGCUGACGCACCUAAGGUAUGUUAACUUGUCCGGUUCGAAAUUCCUAAAACUACCCGAUACAGUUUGUAAUCUGGAGUAUCUGGAAUCCUUAAUUCUCAACGACUGCGAGGAACUUACUAGACUUCCUCAGAACAUAGGAAACAUUACUAAACUGAGGCAUCUUGAACUGAAAAAGACUCCAAAACUUCAAUACUUCCCUGAAGGUUUUGGGAGGUUAACUGAUCUUAGAACAUUGACUAAGUUUGUCAUAGAUGCUCCAAGCUCAUCAAGAAAAGGUGCCAAGAUUGGAGAACUAAAAGGAUUAAACUUAUUGCAAGGGCACCUUGAGAUCAAGGCAUUGAAUAGAGUGAGAAGUGGUUCUGAUGCGAUGGAAGCUGCAUUGGUGGAUAAGAAACAUCUCCGGUCUCUGUGUCUUGACUUUGAGCGUAACCUAUCGCGGAACCCAGAAACAAUAAAGAUCAUGGAAGAUGUACUUGAAGCUCUCAAACCCUUUCCAUAACUGCGGAACAAUGUACAAAUCUGCAACUAUCUCAGUUCCAAAUACCCUACAUGGAUGUCUCCAGGAGAUUCACAUCAAACUGAAAAAAAUAUGGAAGGCAUGAGUACUACCUUCAUAUGGCAGAAAUCAGACUCCCUCCUCUUUUAUUGUAGACUUCUUUAAUUUUUGGGCUCCUAAUGUGAAUCAAUAUUGGAUUUCUGUUUGGUUUGCAGUCUGGUUAUGAUCGGUAAUCGAGUAUCCCAUCUAAACGGCCUCAGAGAACCGAGAUGGUACCGCAGAUUGAACAGCAGUGGGUUGUCAACGUCCAUUUGAAUCAAAAUAAUUUAUCUGAAGAAGCGGAACAAUUUUUUGGUUCGAAUAUCUUUUAGUUUUUUUCGUUUCUUAAGAUCAAGUUGGAUAUAAGUGUUCUUGUGAAGUACUGAGUUUCGCAUAUGCUUAUUGAUAUUGAUACUCCAGGUUCUCCAUCGGAAUUUACGGGUUUACUUCUGCAUUUAGGCAGUAAGUACAGGUAGUUACAGAAUACAUGUAAAUAUCAGUUCAUUUGAUGAUGUACACAUAAAAGUCAUAAAACCACAACUACUGUCAAGUGUCACCUAGAAUUAUUCAUGUUCUAUGUGCACAAAUGAUUGAGUCAAUAAUGAGUGAUCUAAUGGAU